Molecule: messenger RNA, 656 nt
Organism: Arachis duranensis
Lineage: Eukaryota; Viridiplantae; Streptophyta; Magnoliopsida; Fabales; Fabaceae
Product: agamous-like MADS-box protein AGL80
Exons: 1
Coding region: 1-522 (173 amino acids)
Biological process (GO): positive regulation of transcription by RNA polymerase II
Molecular function (GO): RNA polymerase II cis-regulatory region sequence-specific DNA binding; protein dimerization activity; DNA-binding transcription factor activity, RNA polymerase II-specific
Source: RefSeq, a predicted model, not a curated record
AUGGCUAGAAAGAAGUCAAAGCUUGAAUACAUAGCAAACAACUCCAAGAGAAGGGCAACAUUUAGGGCAAGGAAAACUAGUUUGAUAAAAAAGAUUGAUGAGAUUAGCACCCUCUGUGGGGUUCAAUCUUGUGCUAUAAUCUACCCUCCAAAUGAACCUCAGCCAGAGGUUUGGCCAUCACCUCAGAAGGCCAAACAAGUGAUCUCCAAGUUUAAGGAAAUUCCCAAAUUGGAACAAAACAAGAGAAUGUUAACCCAAGAAAGUUUGUUAAGGAAAAGAAUCCAAAAGGCCGAAGACCAGCUAAAGAAACAAAAGGAUGAAAAUAGGCAGAAAGAGAUGAGCCAUCUAAUGUUUCAGUGUCUGAGCUCUGGUGAGGUCACUAGUAAUGCUAGCUUGAUUGAUCUUUGUGAUCUCUCACGUUUAAUUGAUCAAACUCUAAAGGAAAUUGACCUGAAGAUUGAAAGGAUCCAUGAUCAAGAAAAGAUGGCAAAUCAAGUUGAAGCUACACAAACCCAACCUUGAUUUGUUGAAAAUAUUAAAAACUCAAGUAGUUCUCAAGGGUGCAUUUCGUUAGUCUCUCUCCUGUUGUCAAUUCUCUAAUGUGUUUCUGGCUUAAGCCAUACUAGUCUAGUAGUAGUCUUCAUGCAUUUUGUUUU